Messenger RNA from Acipenser ruthenus (sterlet), 1727 nucleotides. Its product is annotated as cilia- and flagella-associated protein 410-like. Bases 136 to 993 code for a protein of 285 amino acids. Gene Ontology annotation, molecular function: protein binding. The transcript has 7 exons. The record is from RefSeq and is a predicted model, not a curated record. Gene Ontology annotation, biological process: mRNA splicing, via spliceosome; cytoskeleton organization. Gene Ontology annotation, cellular component: U4/U6 x U5 tri-snRNP complex. Lineage: Eukaryota; Metazoa; Chordata; Actinopteri; Acipenseriformes; Acipenseridae.
GUGCGUGUGUGUAGAGUAAUGUAAUGUUGAGGCGGUAACCAAAGUGUUGCUACAGACGCCACACGCCAAACUCCGCCCAACUUUCCUUGGAGACCUCGCAUGCGCGUAUGAUGCGCCACUGAAAUAAUUCAAUGGAUGCGCGGUUUGUUUUGGGAUUUUGAGUCUGUACACAAAGCAAACAAAAAAAAAAUCAACUCUAACAUGAAAUUAACUCGGAAGCUUGUCCUAGCCAGGGCCAAAGCUUCAGACCUGGAAAGUGUCAAGAAACUCAAUUGCUGGGGCAGUAAUCUCGUAGAUAUAUCUAUAUUCACUGAAAUACCAAACAUUGAGGUCCUGACACUAAGUGCAAACAAAAUCUCUUCACUGGAACACAUCAGCCAGUGUCACAACCUGACGGAGCUAUACCUGAGAAAGAACAACAUCUGCAAUAUCUCCGAGCUGUACUACCUCAAGCCCCUGACUCGCCUGCGAGUCCUGUGGCUGUCGGAGAACCCCUGCUGUGGUCCGGAUUCCCAGAAGUUCAGGCUGACGGUGCUUCGCAACUUGCCUAACCUGCAGAAGUUGGAUAACCAAGCGGUCACUGAGGAGGAGCUGUCCCGUGCUCAGGAGGAAGGAGAGGAGAUCACUGCACCUCCUCUAUGGGAGGGCACAGGCAAUGGGGUGCCGCUGUUCCCCGAGGAGCAAAGCCUGACUGACCAGUCAAUGGACACAGAGAACGACCCGCUCGACUUCAGCAUGGAGGAGACCAAUAAAAUCCGUGAGCAGCUGGGGAUGAAGCCCUUAACCAGAGAUAAAUUCCCAUCUUUUACCUCCCCCAAAGUAGUAAGACCUACUUUGGGUAAAAAGAGUAAUGUUUUGAAUGCGGUUCUGCUGCUGCUAAAGGAUCUGGAUGCAGAGAGUCUGGAGGUGGUUCGCAAGACAGCAGAGAACAGACUGCACACUCUGCAGAGGAAGGAGGCCCAGCUGGAUAUACAAGAGGUCUUCAAGCAAUAACCACCACGAAUAGGACAGUGCCGCAGGAGUGCCGUAUCCACAACCCUCUUCUGACUGCUGCAGUUCAGGAGUAGCCAAAGAGAUACAGUAUCGGUCACCUGUGUGAAAUCUUUUAACCAAGCUUAACAUGCAUUCACAAAAAUGAAACAUGCCUGAAAUUUAAAUAAGCACCAAGAGCCCUUUCUGCGUUUCUCUCUCUCACGUUACUGAGUGUAAACUCAAGAGUUUAGACACUCCGCCUGCUCGCUAUCUUAGCAAGUCACAGGCCAUCACUGCUAUUAAAAAAUAAAUAAAUAAAUAAAAGUUGCAAGUUUAAAGAUACUUGUUUGUUUAGGCAGCAACAAAUUUGAACACUACUGUGUGUACAUGUGCCACCCCAGGAAAAGCUAAAGUUCUCUUGCUUACAGUAUGGACCAAAGCCAGUAAAGCAACUUAUUUGAAAGGACUUUCUGCUAAUACAAUAGAUAUGCAGCUGCUCACAAAUCGCUUAUCCAUGAGGUGGCUUACAGCUGAAGUCAUAUUCCUGAUUUUAACAGUCAGGCAUGAAAACUACAUCAUUGCUCUUGCAAUGGCUCCCGUAUCUGAACGAGCUUGCCCAGUGGUUUGUUGGCUAUAUAUUCUUGCAUUGUCAGGUACAGAUUACAAUCACAAAGUAUUAACGGAAGUCACCUCAUUUUAGCUGGGAUGUAACACUGUUCCCUGAAUAAAGAGACAUGCAUUUUCCAAAAUGUAAA